Molecule: messenger RNA, 234 nt
Organism: Schistosoma mattheei
Lineage: Eukaryota; Metazoa; Platyhelminthes; Trematoda; Strigeidida; Schistosomatidae
Source: the annotation of a GenBank genome assembly
AUGACCAUUAAUGUAGAAAAUGAACCAAAUUCAAUCAAACAGGAAAAUAUUAUAGUUCCAUCAUUUAUUACAACAACUGAUGAAGAUAAUGAGAAUCUACUCAAUAAUAAUAAUAAUAAUAAUACACCAUUAAAAUCCGAUCGAGAAUCAAGAUCUUGUCAAUCAAGAUUGCUCAAACGAAAUAGAUCAAUAAAUAGUGUAACAUCUCGUCAAAAUUACAAUGAAACAAUAUGA